Spea bombifrons (plains spadefoot toad) is the source of this 975-nucleotide messenger RNA. It is a transcript of the gene RPS19BP1, whose product is annotated as ribosomal protein S19 binding protein 1. The transcript is spliced from 4 exons. NCBI's taxonomy places the organism in Eukaryota, Metazoa, Chordata, Amphibia, Anura, Pelobatidae. The record is from RefSeq and is a predicted model, not a curated record. Bases 104 to 538 code for a protein of 144 amino acids. Gene Ontology annotation, molecular function: enzyme binding. Gene Ontology annotation, cellular component: nucleolus.
CUCGAUGUGAGGCUACGGAAACAUGACCCGGAAGUUGAUUGUAGUUUGUAGCGGAUGACUGGCACACACGUGUGGAUUUUGCAAAUCGGAGAGAAGUGCAGCGAUGUCUGCAUCACUACUUAGGAAAGGACUGGAUUUGUUGAGUCCGGAUGGAAGUGGACCGAAGAAAAGUUCUGGAAGCAAUCAGAAAGUGCCCUUGAGCAGCCACAAAACGGGAAUGAAAAAACAGCUCAAGAGGCUCAAGCGACAAGGUGUACCCCAAAAGGAAAAGGCAACCGCCAAGGGCAGAGUAAUCAAAUCAGCAGUAGAGGAGUUUAAGAAGAACAGCACAAAGGAUUACUUGGCGCAGAACAUGAAAUACAUGCUCGAGUCCCACCAAGUUGCAUCCAAAACUGUUGUGAAAAAUAUCCUGAAACAAAACAUUGGGCGCAAAGCAAAGGACCAGCGAGUGAAACAGCAAAGUAAAGUACAGCAAAAGUCUGUGUUCUCAGAUGCUGACUUUAAACGCUUUGAAAAAGAAUACUUUGGGAAUCGAUAGAACUCAGCCCAGGACCUGGAAAAUGACUGAACGCUGUAGGUUACCUUUUGGCAAUUUGGUAACCCUAGAAUUCAUAGCUUUUUCACAGAAAAGUAUCUACAGUGAAUGGCUAUAAAGUCUUUCACUUGGCUGUAAAAUAAGUUGUAAAGCCAACUUAUUUUUUUGUCUGUGAAGUACAGAAUUAAAUAUUUGGAGUACAAUUUUAUUGUGUUCAUAUGUCAUUCCAAAACUAGGCAGAUAUGUGUUCUCUUUAAAAAUUAUUUAUAUAACAUGAUCAUCAAUUUGUUAUAAAGUAUGCUUCGUGGUGUAGGAUGACAAUUUAAACCUCCGGACUAUUUUUUUCUUUUCAAUUUUGUGGAUGUAUUUUGCCAUUUUUUGCAAUUUGUGUGUUUCGCAAUGUGUCAUUAAAUUUCACAUUUUACGUAGAAAAAAAAAAA